Ahaetulla prasina is the source of this 3710-nucleotide messenger RNA. It is a transcript of the gene HOXD9, whose product is annotated as homeobox D9. The transcript has 2 exons. The coding region runs from base 774 to 1826 and encodes 350 amino acids. The record is from RefSeq and is a predicted model, not a curated record. NCBI's taxonomy places the organism in Eukaryota, Metazoa, Chordata, Lepidosauria, Squamata, Colubridae. Gene Ontology annotation, molecular function: RNA polymerase II cis-regulatory region sequence-specific DNA binding; DNA-binding transcription factor activity, RNA polymerase II-specific. Gene Ontology annotation, cellular component: nucleus. Gene Ontology annotation, biological process: regulation of transcription by RNA polymerase II; embryonic skeletal system morphogenesis; proximal/distal pattern formation.
CCCGCUCGGUUUGUCCAAGAGAUUCCCCGAGCCUCGCUCUGGCAAAGGCAGCCCCGCACUGCGCAGUUGCACGAGGUGCCUUCGCCUCGCCUUUCGCUUCUCUGUGCGGAGAACCGGGAUCGCGACGGACGAUCCUUCCUUCCUUCCUUCCCUCCCUCCUCCUCCUCCAAACGAUCUUUCAGGGGUUCCUGGGGAGCGAGAGGGACGAGCUCAGCCGGGCCAGCGCUCCCCGCUCGUGGGAUAAACGCGCGGGAAACGACUGGCAGCAAACCCGGGCCAUGAAAGGCGAAGAAAUAGUCCGCCACUUUGCGCUGCUCUGCGGGAGGGCCACGCCCUCCCGGACUCUGGCCUGAGGCAGCGCUGCCGUGGAAGGAUUCGGCUCUUCUUCUCGCCCUCUUGCCCCCCCCCCAUGUCAGGGCCUUCGUUUCUCCAAUGCAGUUAGCAGGGCUGCGCUCCCUAUGGCCGAUAAGAGAGUGAGAGUGUGAGAGAGCGCGAGAGAGCGCGCGCGUGUUUUAUGGAAUCCAACCAGCCACCCUUUUCCAACGCCAACAUAGCGGAUUGAUUUACUUCGAGUAUUGGUAAAUAUGAUCACGUGGGCGGAGGGACCAAUAGUUGAAGCUGGGAAAGGCUGCAAAAUUCCAAGCAGAAUUUUUUUUUUUCCCCGGACUGGGAGAAAAUCCCCAGUUAACAGUGUUAACCGUUUUGUUUUUUUUUGAAUCUCUCUCUCUCUCUCUCUCUCUCUCUCUCUCCCCCACACACACACGACCCACCCCAUGCCGUGCCACGGAGGGAAUCUCCCCAAAAUGUCGUCGGGCGGCGGCACCCUCCGUAACUACUACGUGGACUCGCUCAUAGGCCCCGACGCCGAGGAAGGGUACUAUGGAGGGGGAGCAGGCGGCGGGCCCGGCCGGUUCCUACCAGGUCACCCCCUCGCCGCCCCCCGGUUGCCUUCAGGUGUGGCAACCGAGGGACCGGAGUUCGCCCCCUGCAGCUUUACCCCCAAGCCGCCCGUCUUCUCCUCCUGGCCGGCCCGUCCGCCUCCGGCUCAGCCCUCCACCCCGCUGCCGGGCAUCUACCCUCCGUACGUGGCCCCGCCGCACCUUGGAGGGUCGGGCGAGGGGGGCAGGUACGUCCCUCCCUGGCUCGAUCCUUACGCUUCCUUCCGCGGCAGCCACCGCGCCGCACUCUCGGCUGCGCCCACCGGCUCCGACCGAGACGCCGUCGCAGCCCCCGGAGCCCACUACGGGAUCGGCAAGCCGGAGCCCGCCGCCUCUGCGUCCCUUGAGCCCCGAGCCUUCGCUUCUACUGCAUCCGUCCCGUCCUGCGCGUCCGGUUCUGCAGCCCCGCGGACUGAGAGCUGCUCGGCCGCGGUCCGUUCCCCCGGGCCCGACUACGCCUGCGACUCCUUUCUGGCAGCGGCCGGCCAAAAGACGACUGCCGGGCUGGGUGGACCCGCUCUCGCCUCCACGGCCGGCAACGCCAGCCUCAGCCCGGCCAAGCCAGCCUCUGGAGGCAGCCGUAACCCCAGCCCGCUCAGCGACCUGAAGGAGGAAAAAGAGGAGCGGCAGCAGCAGCAGCAGCAGCUUGGCCCAAAUAACCCGGCUGCAAACUGGAUUCAUGCUCGCUGCACCAGGAAAAAGCGUUGCCCUUACACCAAAUUCCAGACUCUGGAACUGGAAAAGGAAUUCCUCUUUAAUAUGUACCUCACCCGAGAACGGCGCUUUGAAGUGGCUAGGAUUUUAAACCUCACAGAGAGACAGGUUAAAAUAUGGUUUCAGAACCGAAGAAUGAAAAUGAAAAAAAUGAAUAAAGGGAAAAGGGAAUAAAGGAGAGUAACACUUUGGGGCAUGUAUUUGUGAAAAUAUUGUAGCGUGGAUGGGGUUUUUUUUAUGAUGCACACAAACACACAUGUAUACACAGCACUGCAGCAAUUAAUUGUUCUUAAAUGUUAUUUUCUCAGGUACCUUGAUUCAAACUUUAGAUGAGUGCAUUUUUUUAAAAAAAUGAAAGAUCAGGCGAAUGACACUUUAGAAUGAAAAGGGGUGAACGGGAAAUCUUUCUGGGGCAGAGAAUACUUCUGCGAAAAGGUGGGGAGGUUUUCUUUCAUCUUCCACUUGGUUUUGAGAUAUAGUGUGUGCAUAUUGUUUGGGGGGGGAGUUUAUUGUGUGAUGUGCUUUGCACAAGUGUCUUAGAACACCCCCCUUUCCGGUGUCUUGCCCAGAGUUGCAGCAAAGUUAAGGAGCUUCAGGAUAGAGCUGAAUGAUCAAGGAAGCUUUUUUAAGGCACUAGCACACAAAGCCUGCACUUCCUCAAAGUCAGCUUGACUGUUUCCCCAAUCUCUCUGGGUUCUGUAUACUAGGUUUUCCAGGACUCAUGUCAGAGAGGGGGAAGAGGAUGGGGAUUCUUAUGUGUGGCUAAACUAUUAGAUUCAUCAUCUAGCACUGGUGGGAACUUAAUUAUUCAAGUCUUAAUCAAGAACCUAAGAAUUAUUCAGGUAGUCUCUAAGAAUAUAGGCAAUCCCAAGCAGGGUAGGGUUCCCGUCCCCUAAAAUGAAGGGAGAUUAUUAUUAUAAUGGUUGAUUAAAUAGCCAGUUAUGAGACUGGCCUUCAUUCUCAUUGAGUUCUUCCCAAGAACCUAAGAUGUCAUAAUUAUAAUCUUAAUCGGCAUAGUAUAUGUGUGGAUCCAAGCAGUGGCCUUUUGUAAUUGACAGAUGGAAAUUUUGUCACUGAGAAGUUGCCAUCCAAGAUUUUUGGGUAUGGCAUCGAGGGUGCCAUUAUUAUUAUUAUUAUUAUUAUUAUUAUUAUUAUUAUUAUUAUUAUUAUUAUUAUUAUUAUUAUUAUUAUUAUUAUUAAACACAGCUUCCUUUCUUCAGUGCAGUGUAUUAAGAGUGGUACUUGAAACUUUAUUAAUAUUCGUAGGCCUAAAACACUUUGGCUCGCAGUCUGUAUUUCUGUUUUAUUUUCGAUUCUAUUUAAGAACGAAUUAUUAUUAUCCAUUCACAACAAUGUGAUGCCAGUUCUUUAGCUAGUGUUGGCCUUUAUACAUAUCGAGAUCUGAGAUAUAUCAGUAGUAUAUAUGUGGCUCAUAUGGUGUUUUAGAGCUGACAGAAGGAAAAGUUGUCAACGGGCAGAUUUUCUAAGUGCAGCCAAGAUUUUUGGGUAUGGCACCCAGCAUGCUGAAAACCACUAGGACAACCACAGCCGGUUUAUGCCAUAAUCUUUCAAUUUUGAUUUUCAGAUCUUGAUACCUUGUGAUAAAGAAUUCUACAAUCCAUUAUCUUCUAUUAUUAAUUUGCUUAUUGUUCCCUGUUUUUUGUUUGCUUGCUUGUAUAUGUCCCAGGUUCUGGAAUAAAAUUUGGGCUCAUGAAAAGAAAAUUUCCAGCUUUUGAAGGGGAAAGCAAGUGGGAAGACAGAUUUUCUAAGUGUGACAUAGGUGCCAUAAGGCCCAAUCCUACAUCUUGCCUCUCUAUAUCCCCAAAAUUGCUACCGCCAUUUCUACCAGAUCAUCCUUAGUCUAAAGACAAUGACUGGCAGCAUAGAAAGACCAGCUCCAUUCUUCAAAAGUCUUUUCAGUGACUGAAGGAUUUUCUUCCAACAGAUUACCAACCUAGGAAACAACAGUAUUUUUCUUGCUGGCAUCCUACAAACAUAUUGCUUGUUCAGAAAAUAAUAAUAAAAAAUUUAAAAAAACAGUACAAAUAAAAAAACAGU